Messenger RNA from Acomys russatus (golden spiny mouse), 1129 nucleotides. RefSeq names its product zinc finger C4H2-type containing (gene Zc4h2). Gene Ontology annotation, biological process: positive regulation of neuron differentiation. Bases 168 to 842 code for a protein of 224 amino acids. The transcript is spliced from 5 exons. Lineage: Eukaryota; Metazoa; Chordata; Mammalia; Rodentia; Muridae. Gene Ontology annotation, cellular component: nucleus. The record is from RefSeq and is a predicted model, not a curated record.
GCUGGCCCCGGAACUGCGGACUACAGCUCCCAGGCCUUCUCUACACAAGCCCCUACCACAUAGGCUCAAAGCCACAAACCAGUAGGAGGUGGCUGUAUUGUAUCUAUUGUAUCCCUUGGCUGGUGCAUUUUCACAAUUCUCUGGACGUGAAAUUGAGAGUGAAAGUCAUGGCAGAUGAACAAGAAAUCAUGUGCAAAUUGGAAAGCAUUAAAGAGAUCAGGAACAAGACUCUGCAGAUGGAAAAGAUCAAGGCUCGCUUGAAGGCUGAGUUCGAAGCUCUGGAGUCAGAAGAGAGGCAUCUGAAAGAAUACAAACAGGAGAUGGAUCUCCUGCUGCAGGAGAAGAUGGCCCAUGUGGAGGAGCUCCGACUGAUCCAUGCUGAUAUCAAUGUGAUGGAGAACACCAUUAAACAGUCUGAAAAUGACUUAAACAAGCUGUUAGAAUCAACCCGGAGGCUUCAUGAUGAGUAUAAGCCACUGAAAGAACAUGUGGAUGCCCUGCGCAUGACCUUGGGCCUGCAGAGGCUUCCUGACUUAUGUGAAGAGGAAGAGAAACUCUCCUUGGAUUACUUUGAGAAGCAGAAAGCAGAAUGGCAGACAGAACCUCAAGAACCCCCUAUUCCCGAAUCCCUUGCUGCUGCAGCUGCUGCUGCCCAACAACUCCAAGUGGCCAGGAAGCAGGACACACGGCAGACAGCCACCUUCAGACAGCAGCCCCCACCUAUGAAGGCCUGUUUGUCAUGUCACCAACAGAUUCAUCGAAAUGCACCUAUAUGCCCUCUGUGCAAAGCUAAGAGUCGGUCACGGAACCCCAAAAAGCCAAAACGGAAGCAAGAUGAAUGAAGAGAAGGUGAAGGGGACCUUCUGUUGAUCAUAAACCCUCCCCUUGGCCAGAGUGAUAGAUGUCAUGAUUUUUUAAAAUAUCCCGCCCUUACCCCUACUGAGUCUUCUAUUUAAGUCUUCUAUUCGCUGGAAGAAUAACUCCUCUCUCUUUGCUCUUAGUUCUUUCUGCUCUUGGAAGUUCUGGUUUAAGAGCUGUGGUUUGGGUGUUACUGACUGAGUCUCAUAAACCCUCUUUCCUCUCCCACUCACAUUUCAAAUACUGCCCUAGGUAGGAACUGAGUAAGGGA